Molecule: messenger RNA, 549 nt
Organism: Fusarium redolens
Lineage: Eukaryota; Fungi; Ascomycota; Sordariomycetes; Hypocreales; Nectriaceae
Exons: 1
Coding region: 1-549 (182 amino acids)
Source: RefSeq, a predicted model, not a curated record
AUGGCAACUUCGCCGCUCAAUUUAGCUGUCGCAUUGCUCGGGAGCUAUCGAAACCGCCUUAACAAUGGGUAUCAGACAACGUUAAACCAUUUCGACGCAAGCCAAAUCUACGAGCAGCUUUGCCAUGGCCGCGGGAUCUUUACUAUCCACAGACUGCGUCUUCUACCUCCAUGUCUAAUCAGUGGCUAUCGUCAUCAUCUGAGAAAGCGGACACAGAAGCUUAACAACGCAUUGAAUGAAUUGGAGAACGAUAUUUCUAAAAUGGAGGGUUACUGUCCGAGAAAGUGGAUGAAGAGGUUUUACAAGCUAUUGAAGCAAUUGUGUAAGCGAAAUUCUAGGCCAGACCCGGUAAAGAUGGCUGAGAAAAUUAUCGAAAUAAUCGAACACCUAUUGUGUGCCAUGGAAUUACUGCGCUGUUAUAUGGAAAGUCGUGAUAAGAGGAAACGAAAAUGGCGGAGUCCGGUAAAAGCAAAGAAUCGUAUGCUGGAUGGUAUUGGGAAUAAGAUCGUGGAGAUUGUUCAGAGAUAUGUUCCGCAUGUGGUAACCUAG